UUCUGCGGCGCCUCCAUCUACAACGAGAACUGGGCCAUCUGCGCCGGCCACUGCGUCCAGGGCGAGGACAUGAACAACCCCGAUUACCUUCAGGUCGUUGCCGGAGAACUUAACCAGGAUGUGGAUGAGGGCACCGAGCAGACGGUCAUCCUCUCCAAGAUCAUCCAACACGAGGACUACAACGGCUUCACCAUCAGCAACGACAUCUCCCUGCUCAAGCUGUCUCAGCCUCUGAGCUUCAAUGACAACGUUCGCGCCAUCGAUAUUCCCGCUCAGGGUCACGCUGCCUCUGGCGACUGCAUCGUGUCCGGCUGGGGCACCACCUCCGAGGGAGGAAGCACCCCCAGUGUCCUGCAGAAGGUGACCGUUCCCAUCGUGUCUGACGACGAGUGUCGCGAUGCUUAUGGCCAGAGCGACAUUGAGGACUCCAUGAUCUGUGCCGGAGUGCCCGAGGGCGGCAAGGACUCGUGCCAGGGUGACUCUGGCGGCCCCCUUGCCUGCUCUGACACCGGCUCCACCUACCUGGCCGGCAUCGUGUCCUGGGGCUACGGCUGUGCCCGUCCCGGCUACCCUGGCGUGUACGCUGAGGUCUCCUACCAUGUCGAUUGGAUUAAGGCCAAUGCUGUUUAAUCAAGUUGUUUAACAUGUACUUACCUUGAAAGCAAUAAAGAAAAAAAAUAUA
Molecule: messenger RNA, 682 nt
Organism: Penaeus vannamei (Pacific white shrimp)
Lineage: Eukaryota; Metazoa; Arthropoda; Malacostraca; Decapoda; Penaeidae
Source: RefSeq, a predicted model, not a curated record